Molecule: messenger RNA, 4275 nt
Organism: Hemicordylus capensis (graceful crag lizard)
Lineage: Eukaryota; Metazoa; Chordata; Lepidosauria; Squamata; Cordylidae
Product: pleckstrin homology domain-containing family M member 1-like
Exons: 13
Coding region: 350-3568 (1072 amino acids)
Source: RefSeq, a predicted model, not a curated record
GGUUCGUUGAGGAGUAGGAAAGCAGAACGUCGCUACCGGAUUCCCUCAGUCUCCUUUCGUCGGGGUCGCGCAAUCGAGUUGGUGAGGCUCUUCCCCUCCCCCCUUUUCUGCUGUUCUCCUCAAGCUCCGCCUCCUGUGGGGGGUAAGCUUCCCUUUUCUUAGAGCUGAAAAAGAGGAGAUCCAAAGGAGGAGGAAUAUGACCACCUCUUCUGUUUCAAAGGACUACUUUCUGGAGAACACCAGUAGCUAGCAAGUAUCUGAGACCCAGUUUUAAUAUCUGUGCGACUGCCUUGCUGAUAACAUCAAGGUUAACAUGUGAUUCCAGAACUGGACAGAAGCAGUAGCAGACAUGCAUUCCAGCCACACAGCUCAGAAUAGAUACCAGCCACAAGACGCCACUCAGAUGAUCAAGAAGCAGCUGGUGGCCUCCAUCAAGGCCCUGCAGAAGCAUUAUGUAACCUCUGAUGCACUCGUAACCAGUGAUGAUGGGGACGCCAACACCCUCUGCUGUGCUCUAGAGGCUGUAUUUGUGCAUGGAUUGAAGGCUAAGCACAUCAAACCAGAGUCUGGAGCAAAAGGGAGAAAACUUGGGGGGCGUCUACCCCUUCCCCAGCCAGUUUUCUGGGCCCUGCUAAAAUCUAUCACCCACAGAAACAUAAUUUCUGAGCUGGAACACUUGGAUUUCAUCAACACAGACGUGGGCCGCUGUCGUGCAUGGCUGAGGCUGGCUCUGAAUGAUGGCCUGAUGGAAUGCUACCUGAAACUCCUAUUCCAUGAAAAAGCCCGCCUCUCUGAGUAUUACCACUCACCAGCCUUGCUGCUGGACACAGAGGAGGGUGAGUUCCUCCUGAGUUACCUGCAGGGCUUGUCCUCCCUGGCGUUUGACCUGUCCUACAAGUCAGCAGUUUUGAAUGAAUGGACUGUCACGCCUUUGUGCUUGUCAGGCCUGUGCCCAGCCUCAGAGCUCGUGGACCCCCUUGUGGGGUUGGAGCCCCGAAGGAAGGAAUCGCUGGGCUCCCUCUCACAGUCUUCUGGCUCUGAUGAAGCCGAAACUCAUCCUGCCAUCCUGCCUGUCACUAAAAGCCGACAGGCAGAUAAUAAACUCACAGCAUCCAACCUUAGCAUCAGUACAACAGGUUCCUCACAGCUCUCUUCUAGUCUUGGCUCAGACAGCCUUCCUCCUGGAAGCUUCACCCAGAGUCCUGACAGAGGUGAGGAGCCCGUUUCCGAUGACUCUGAACUUGGCAUGGCAACAGCGAAAGACUUGGACCAGUCCCUUCAAGAUGUGUUAGCAGAAUUCAGCAGAGCACAGAGACAGUCAGAAUCCUUUGGAGAGAAGCAAGUUCACAUCCUGCCUGACUCUUCCCCAUCACAUUGCCCCUGUCCUGUUGCCAGUUCCUGCACUGCACAUCUUCCUUCUACUGUACCAACUGAAGAUCCUGCUGACAUCAAACCACCUCCUACCACAGCAAACUCACAGCCUCUGAAUGCAAGUGACUCACUUAAAACCAGUGAAGUAGAGGAAUCCUCAAUACCUGUUAACCCUGGGAUCCAGCAGGCCUCCCAGGUAAUCAUACCAUGCUUCAGCAAAAGAGAAGCAGAUGCAUCCCAGACUCAUCACAACAUCAGAAGAGAAACUAAGACUAGGAUCGACCAAGUUAAUGGCCAUGAGAGAAGCCAUCUAGAAUCAGGACAACUCCUCUCACCAGUUUCACCACCUGCUUGUCCGAAAACAAGUUGGAUCACAGAGGAUGAUUUUUACCUUCCUUCUCCUCCUGAAGAGACAGAAAAAGGCCUUGCCAACUCACACAGUCCCUCACCUGAGAAGCCUUCUGAUGGCCAAUCACUGACAGCAAGCAAUACCCUGGAUCAGGGCAAGCUUCAUGUGUCGUCAUUGGAGGCCGCGAAACCCAAACUGUCCCCUGAGCGAGAAUCGAAGGGCUUUAGUGUGGUUCAUCGGAGGCAGAUGGGUCUCUCUAAUCCAUUCCGCGGCCUGCUGAAGCUGGGAACCCUGGAGCGGAGGGGGGCCAUGAGCAUCUGGAAGGAAUUCUUCUGCGAACUCUCACCCCUGGAGCUGCGCCUCUUUGUGGACAGCGAGGAACGGGUGUGCAUGGAGACCUGCUCCCUGCUCCGGUGCGAGUCGCUGGGGGUGGCUCACAGUGAUGGCCGCUUUGAGCUGGUCUUCUCGGGCAAGCGGCUGUGCCUCCGGGCCUCCUCUCAGGAUGAGGCAGAGGACUGGCUGGACCGGCUGCAUGAGGCUCUUCAGAAAUGCAAGCCUCAACAAGAUGAGGACUGGGAGACUCUGGAGUGCCCAGAGGCAAUAGAGGACCUCGAAGCAAACUAUACUACUAAUGGACCAACCAGCAACUUAUCUGCCUUCUUGCAGUGUGGCGGAACUGGUGAAAAUGGGUUGGACUGGACAUGUGCCUUGGCACCCGAGUCUGAUGCCGUCAAAGAGUCUGUUCUGUACCUUGAGACUGAAAGAAUGUGGGCCCCUUUUGUAUUCUCUUUGUCCCUGGAAGCCUUGAAAUGCUUCAGAAGCAGGAACGGUGAAAAAACACUGAGCAACAGCUAUGGGAUUGAGACCAUCCAGGACAUCCUGCCUGAUGUGAGCCUGGGUGGCCCUGCCUUCUUCAAGGUCAUCACCUCAAAAGCGGUGCUGAAGCUAAGGGCCGAAAGUGCAGAGGAGGCAGCUGACUGGAGAGACUUGGUCCGCCGAGUGCUGAUGUCCUACCUUGAAACUGCUGAGGAGGCACUGACACUCGGAGGCAACCUGGACGGGAACUCACAGACAGUCUUGAAAAACACUGUCAAGGAGAAUGGAUUCCUCCUGCAGUACCUGGUUGUCAUCCCCACAGAGAAAGGACUGGACUGCCAGAGUUUCAUAUGUGCAGGCUGCUCCAGACAGAUCGGCUUUUCCUUUGUGAAGCCCAGGCUAUGUUCAUUUACAGGCCUUUACUACUGUGACAAUUGCCAUCAGGAUGAUGAGUCAGUGAUUCCUUCACGCCUCAUCCAUAACUGGGAUCUCAACAGGCAUCCGGUCUGUCGCCAAGUACUGAAGUUUCUGGCCCAAAUUCAAAGUCAGCCCUUGAUCGACUUGAAGCUGGUGAACGAGACCCUCUACGACCAUGUGGACCACAUGAGCCACAUCUGCAGGAGCCGCGAGAAACUGAAGCUCCUUGGGGACUACCUUGUCCUCUGCCGUAGUGGGGCCCUGAAGGAGAUCACCAAGCGGCUUGAUCACCGGCACUACCUCCUGGAAUGUCCCCAUAAAUACAGUGUGGCUGACCUGAAGCAGAUAGCGGAUGGUCUCUUUGAUACGUUCCUCCAGUCUCUGAUUCAGUUUGCCUCCCAUCACGUCUACAAUUGUGACCUCUGUACACAGAGGGGCUUCAUCUGCCAGAUCUGUAACAGCAAUGACAUCAUCUUUCCCUUUGAAUUUGAGACGACGACCAGGUGUAGCGAGUGCAAAACUGUCUUCCACUGCAGCUGCCAGGAAAAUGCCAAUUUCUGUCCCCGCUGCAUCCGCCGGCAGAAAUAUCAGCAGAAGCUGCAAGUAUCUCUUUGAAAACGACCUCUGGGCGCGCCACUGCUUCAAGUGGAUCAGGCCAAGGCAACCCUGAGGGCACUUGGAAAAGGAUAAGACUAGCAGAGACGCGCGGAGCAGCCGCCCUGCCCUAGUCAUGCGUCACUUUCCACUUGGAGCACAGUGCGCAGUGAUCACACGAUGCUUCAUCAUCUUCAGCGACCUCAGCUGUUGGGAAGGGAGCUCACAGAGAGCAGGUGGGGAGGGCAGGGUGGUGGCUGCUGCUGCUCUGAGAGCCAGGUCCUUUUCUCCUCCCGGCGUGUUCUGCUGCCUUUCCAGAGAGGCGCUUCCUUUUCUCACAUGCUGCAAGAACUGGAUACUUAUGACAUGUGUGAAGCAAGGACUCCCAGGGAGACGAAGCUUUAGUGGACAUUUUGAUGCAAGCCACAAAGAGUAGUUUUGUUUUUCAAUGAACACACUUUGUAGCAAAGUUUGUGUGCCUUCUGCACUUUACAGACUACCCCCCGCCCACAAAUGCCACGUGCCAAAUGUCUGCUGAAUCCUCUGGGAACACAUUCCAUCCUUCCAACUCCUGGUGUCCUCUAAGCACAGUGGCCUUUUUACAACUGAUAAACCACUCUCCUCCUCCUUUUUUUAAUGCAAAGCUAAUGGAUCAAGAGAUGAUUUCUUAUUUUCCUUUUACUCUUCUAUGCAGAUAAAUAAAGUUUAUUUAACAAGGAACUAACCCA